AUGAUGAGGCUUUUCGGCAGAGGCUCGGGCGGUGAAUCUCCGCACACGGCGUCCCCGUCCACUCCACUUCCUGUGUCGGCGUCUAAUGUGUCCGUUGGGCCAGCAAGGCCGAUCCGCUUUGUGUACGCCGACGAGAAGGGAAGGUUCCACAUGGAUCCAGAGGCGGUGGCGCUGCUUCAGUUGGUGAAGCAGCCCGUGGGCGUGGUAUCCGUUUGCGGCCGCGCUCGUCAGGGCAAGAGUUUCAUAUUGAAUCAGCUUCUAGGAAGGAGCAGUGGGUUUCAAGUUGCACCAACUCAUCGUCCUUGUACCAAAGGUCUUUGGCUGUGGAGUGCCCCAAUAAGGAGGACUGCACUUGAUGGAACAGAGUACGAUCUACUACUCUUGGAUUCAGAAGGAAUUGAUGCCUAUGACCAAACAGGAACAUAUAGCACACAAAUAUUCUCUCUGGCUGUCCUUUUAUCAAGCAUGUUCAUAUACAACCAGAUGGGUGGUAUUGAUGAGGCUGCACUUGAUCGGCUUUCUCUUGUGACUGAGAUGACCAAGCAUAUUCGUGUCAGGGCCUCUGGGGGUAAAAGUACAGCUUCAGAGCUGGGGCAAUUCUCCCCAAUCUUUGUCUGGCUUCUGAGGGACUUUUAUCUACAAUUGACGGAGGAUAAUCAAAAAAUUACACCACGUGAUUACCUGGAAAGGGCUUUGAGAUCAUCAGCACAGGGAAGCGGAAGGGACUUAGCUGCCAAAAAUGAGAUUCGAGAGUCCAUUCGAGCUCUUUUCCCAGAUAGAGAGUGCUUUGCUCUUGUGCGGCCGCUGAGCAAUGAGAAUGAUCUUCAACGACUUGAUCAGAUUCCACUGAACCAAUUGAGGCCUGAAUUCAGAUCUGGUUUAGAGUCUUUGAUAAAUUUUGUGUAUGAAAGGACGAGGCCCAAGCAGAUGGGAGCUUCAGUGAUGACGGGACCCAUCCUUGCUCGUAUGACUCAAUCAUUCCUUGAUGCUAUUAAUAAUGGUGCUGUGCCUACAAUCACUUCGUCGUGGCAGAGUGUGGAGGAAGCUGAAUGCCAACGGGCUUAUGAAUUGGGUACUGAAGCUUACAUGGCUGGCUUUGACCGUUCGAAACCUCCUGAGGAAGCUGCGCUAAGAGAGGCACAUGAAGUUGCAGUUCAGAAAUCAAUGGCCGCAUUUAAUGAGACUGCUGUAGGUGUUGGUAUGAUUAGGCAAAAGUACGAAAAGCGUCUUCAGAGUUUCUUGAAGAAAGCCUUUGAGGAUAUAAAAAAAGAUGCUUUCAGGGAGGCUUAUUUACAGUGCUCCAAAACCAUAGAAAAUAUGGAGAAGGAGCUGAGAAGUGCUUGCCAUGCUCCUGAGGCAAACAUAGACAGCAUCGUAAAGGUCCUCGAUGAGCUGUUGUCCAACUAUGAAGCUAAAUGUCAUGGACCUGAGAAAUGGCGAAAAGCAUUCUUAUUUCUACGGCAAAGUUUGGAAGGGCCCCUUCUCGAUUUGAUCAAUAAGCAAAUAGACCAGAUCGCGGCCGAAAAAAGCUCGCUCGCCCUCCAGUACCGCUCGGCCAUGGACAGGAAUAACCUGAUGAACAAACAGCUGGAGGCCAGCGAGAAGUACAAAUCUGAGUACCUCAAACGUUAUGAUGAUGCCAUCAACGACAAGAAGAAGCUGGCGGACGAUUACAUGGCCCGCAUUGCCAACUUACAGGCUAAGUGCACAUCCCUUGAGGAGAAGUCAUCCAACCUUUCGAAAGCAGCUGACUUGGCAAAUAAGGAGUUAGCGGACUGGAAGAGGAAGUACGAGCUGGUCUUGUCCAAGCAUAAGGCAGAGGGGGAUCAGGUUGGUGCUGAGGUGGCGAUGCUGAAGUCGAGGAGCUCGGCAGCUGAGGCCCGGCUGUCGGCGGCCCAGGAGAGGGCACAGUCAGCCCAGGAGGAGGCCGUGGAGUGGAAGCGAAAGUUCGAUAUGGCCGCGCGGGAUGUGAAGAGCGCUCUUGAGAAGGCUGCUGCUAUUCAGGAGCGGACAAAUAAUCAGACGCAGUUAAGAGAGGCUGCGUUGAGGGCGGAGUUCUCGACUGCUCUGGCAGAAAAGGAGGAUGAAUUAAAGGAAAAGGCGGCAAAGAUUGAGCAAACUGAGCAGCGUUUGACGACUUUGAGUUUGGAACUGAAGGCUGCUGAAUCAAAACUCAAGAACUACGAUCAUGAGACCUCGACCCUAAAGCUUGAGAUUAAGCAGCUGGCUGGAAAGGUCGAGUCCACCGACCUCGCCACCCGUCUGGCAGAAAACAAAGCCUCCCGCCUCGAACAGGAGAAAACCCACCUCGAGCAGAAAUUCCAGUCUCAGUUCAACCAGUUUGAAGAGAUCCAAGACAGGUGUCGGGCUGCCGAGAAGGAAGCCAAGCGGGCCACCGAGCUUGCUGAUGCUGCCCGGGCCGAGGCUGUCUCGGCCCAGAAGGAAAAAUCCGACUUCCAGCGUGUGGCCAUGGAGCGGCUUGCCCAGAUCGAGAGGGUCGAGAGGCACGCUGAGUUCCUCGAGCGCCAGAAGGCUGACCUGGCGAGUGAGGUCGAGCGGUACCGGGCGGCCGAGAGGGACGCCUUGUUCAAAGUGGAGGCCCUUGAGGAGAGGGUUCGGGAGCGGGAGAAGGAAAUCGAGACUUUCUUGCAGUCUAACAACAUCCAGAGGAAGGAAUACGUGCAGGGGCUCCAGAGCUUGCUGGACAGCGAACGGGCCGCACAUGUGGAGGCCAAUAACCGGGCCGAGGCUCUCUCAGUCCAAUUACAGGUCACUCAGGCCAAGUUGGACGAGCUGUCCCAGGAGCUAACGACACUCAAGUUCAGUGAAAAGUUGGGCUCGCAUGCGACUAAACGAGGGAGGACUGACGACUUUGAGAUGGGCGUGGACUCGGGAGAGGGCGGCGAGGGCGCAAAUGUCAUUAAUAAUAAUAAUGGUGAGAGGGUUAUUAGGGGGAAUAAAAGGUCCAAGAGCACGACUAGCCCGUUGAAGUUUUCGUCACCUGAAGACGGGGGCUCUGUUUUCAGGGGUGACGAGCCGGCAAGCAGCCAGCAGACGAGCGUGGAAGACUAUACCAAGUUUACGAUACAGAAGCUGAAGCAGGAGCUGACGAGCCAUAAUUUCGGUGCCGAGCUUUUGCAGCUGAAGAAUCCGAACAAGAAGGAUAUAUUGGCUCUAUAUGAGAGAUGUGUGCUCAAGAAAUCUUGA
Messenger RNA from Striga hermonthica, 3207 nucleotides. The record is from the annotation of a GenBank genome assembly. Lineage: Eukaryota; Viridiplantae; Streptophyta; Magnoliopsida; Lamiales; Orobanchaceae.